CCCUGACSCUCCUGUCCCCCGUGUCCCCAGCUGGCGCGCCCCAUGGCCAUGGUGCCCAACAUCCCCGGCAUUCCCGGGCCCCCCAUCAACAGCGGCGGCUCCRUCUCACCCUCGGGGCUCCCCGUGCACUCCGAAGCCAAAAUGAGGCUCAAGGCCAGCCUGGCAGCGUCCUCGGCCCUGAACGGCGGCAGCGUGGCCAGCUCGGCCAGCAGCAUGGUGACCACACGGCCRGAGCAGAGCCAGGCCCUGGGCCAGCACCCCGACGCCCCUUCCCCAGCUCAGCCCCAGGUGUCCCCAGCCCAGCCCACCCCCAGCACGGGCGGGCGCCGCAAGCGGGCAGCGGACGAGGACCCGGACGAGCGGCGGCAGCGAUUCCUGGAGCGGAACCGCGCGGCCGCCUCGCGCUGCCGGCAGAAACGCAAACUCUGGGUGUCCUCCCUGGAGAAAAAGGCCGAGGAGCUGACGAGCCAGAACAUCCAGCUGAGUAACGAGGUGACACUGCUGAGGAACGAGGUGGCCCAGCUGAAGCAGCUGCUGCUGGCCCACAAGGACUGUCCUGUCACGGCCCUGCAGAAGAAGAGCCAGGGCUACCUGGAGAGCCCGAAGCCGAGCCCGGAGCCCGCGGGCUCCCCCGCUCCCGUCAUCCAGCACCGCAACGGGCUCCGUGCUCGCUCGGCCGCCGAGGCCGCGGCCACCUCGGCGCUGGCGCAGCUGGCCGGACAAAGGACAGAGCUGGCCGUGCCCGUGGCCUCGCCCGUCAUCGUGGCCCCCCAGGCGCAGUCUGCCGGCAGAUGAUGGCCCCGGGGCCCGGAGCAACCGCCCCGCCGCGGCCACGCACGGACUGACCCCGGCCCCAGCCCCGC
This is a messenger RNA of Malurus melanocephalus (red-backed fairy wren), 863 nucleotides long. RefSeq names its product cyclic AMP-dependent transcription factor ATF-7-like. Bases 43 to 795 code for a protein of 250 amino acids. The transcript is spliced from 5 exons. Gene Ontology annotation, molecular function: DNA-binding transcription factor activity, RNA polymerase II-specific; cAMP response element binding. The record is from RefSeq and is a predicted model, not a curated record. Gene Ontology annotation, biological process: regulation of transcription by RNA polymerase II. NCBI's taxonomy places the organism in Eukaryota, Metazoa, Chordata, Aves, Passeriformes, Maluridae.